Molecule: messenger RNA, 1396 nt
Organism: Cicer arietinum (chickpea)
Lineage: Eukaryota; Viridiplantae; Streptophyta; Magnoliopsida; Fabales; Fabaceae
Product: photosynthetic NDH subunit of subcomplex B 2, chloroplastic
Biological process (GO): carbohydrate metabolic process
Cellular component (GO): cytoplasm
Molecular function (GO): glucose-6-phosphate 1-epimerase activity; carbohydrate binding
Source: RefSeq, a predicted model, not a curated record
GGCAGUGCUGAGUUACACACUCCUUGUCCUUUUAUGAAACUAUUAGAUUCAUCCAUUCAACACAAAUCCAUGAGUUCAAAGCAAAUAUCAAAUUCCUUCUUUGAGGAACCAAAAUUCAAGCACUGUUGUGUAGCAUUAUAUCAUUAGCAUGCUCAUUAUUUGUUUCUGUUGAACCUCUUUAAAGGACCAUAUUGCUUAUUAUUCUCUAUGGCUUCUUUUCUUUCCUUAUCUCUUCCCAAAUUAAACAUAAUAAAGUCCUCUUCAGCUACAACUAGUACACCAACUCUUUCAACUCCUGAAGCACUCAAUGACAAAUUUGGCAGAAAAGGUAUCAAGUUCUUGGAGUCUAAUAGUAUCCCUAUUGUUGAGCUAACAGUUAGAAAUGGAAGCUCAUUGACCUUAAGAUUACCUGAUGCUCAUGUUACAUCUUACAAACCAAAAGUGUUUUGGAAAGAUGAUGGACUUGAGGAACUUUUGUACACAAUUCAUGCAAGUGAAACAGGUCUUUACAAAGCCAAAGGUGGAAUUGGUUUGGUUUUGAAUGAAGUAUUACAACCUGGUGCAAAAGAGUUAUUUCCUUCUAGUUUGGAGUGGACUGUAAAUGAUGUUGACUAUGAUGCCAUUGAUGCUCUACAGGUUGAAUUGGUCAGUACUAACAGAUUUUUUGACAUCACUUACAUUGUGAGCCUUUAUCCAGUGAGCAUGGCCACAGCAGUUAUAGUUAAGAACAAAUCUCCAAAACCUGUUACUCUAAACAAUGCUAUACUAAGCCAUUUUAGAUUUAACAGAAGAGGUGGAGCUGCAAUCAAAGGUCUUCAAACCUGUUCAUACUCCUCACUCCCUCCUCUUGCUUCCCCUUUUCAAAUCUUGACUCCAUCAGAAGCAAUAAAAUCUGAGCCAAAUAGAUUCAUUUCAUUUGGUGCUGAACCUCAAGUGAAGCCAGGUUCAUGGACUCAACAAGGUGUCCCUAUUACUCUUCUUGAGAAUAAGAUGAGUAGAGUUUAUGCUGCACCUCCUAAAGAAAGAUCAAAGGCGUUUUAUAAUACACCGCCUUCAAAAUAUGAAAUCAUUGAUCAGGGACGUGAGAUUUUCUACAGGGUGAUAAGAAUGGGAUUUGAGGAUAUUUAUGUGUCAAGCCCUGGUUCCAAGUCAGAGAAAUAUGGAAAAGAUUAUUUUGUAUGCACUGGUCCUGCUUCAAUAUUGGUGCCUGUCACUGUGAAUCCUGGUGAAGAAUGGAGAGGAGCACAAGUUAUUGAGCAUGAUAAUCUCUCAUAAAUCACAUUAACAAAUAUUUGCUCUUCCUAUGUAUAUUUAUUUAGUUGAUUUAUGUACUAUACUAUAGUACAAUACUAUUACUAUCAAUAAAAUAGGUUACAUAAUGUUUGCAGAUUUUUCA